Molecule: messenger RNA, 3596 nt
Organism: Paramisgurnus dabryanus
Lineage: Eukaryota; Metazoa; Chordata; Actinopteri; Cypriniformes; Cobitidae
Gene: esr2a
Product: estrogen receptor 2a
Biological process (GO): regulation of DNA-templated transcription; cellular response to estradiol stimulus; estrogen receptor signaling pathway
Cellular component (GO): nucleus
Molecular function (GO): sequence-specific DNA binding; steroid binding; zinc ion binding
Source: RefSeq, a predicted model, not a curated record
UUAGUGACAGAGAGAGCAGAGCGGACUUUAACGGGUCCUUAAAAGCGUACACGGAGAUUGGGUUCUUUUUCUAUUUUCUUUUUUUAUUUGCUAAUUUCCCCGUAGACGAGAAUAUUAUCCCAUUUAAAGUGACAGCAAGGGAAAAAAAUAUGCAUUUCGGAUACUCACCGGAACAGAUAUCAAGACUCUGAAACAGCGAUUGCAAUUGUAACGUGCCCUGUGCCGGAUAUGUUUUGGCCAUCUGCCUGUCCACAUUGACACAAGGGUUCAAAAGUCCUCAGCUGACUCAGGUCGAGUCACCGUUGGCUGUCUGGUCAGAGUCAGAGAGUUUUGCUAACUGCUUUUUUGUCAAGUACAGUCUACAAGAACAGCAUGUAGUUUCCCACAUUUCCAGUGGAAAGUUUCCUGCAUCAUAUUUUAUCAUAAUUCUUCAUCUAUGACUGAGGAUUUCAACAUAAAAUACAUCAACAGUCCCCUGUUGAUGAUGCAACAGCAAUGAGCUAAUCCGUGAUAACCAUGUCAGAGUAUCCCCAGGAAGAAAACUCUGUACCGCAAAUGCAGGAAGUGGACUCGAGCCGUUUAGGAAGUCAUGUCCUCGCUCCAAUCUUUAACUCCACCUCUCCGUCCCUGACGGCGGAGAGCCACCCCAUCUGCAUCCCUUCACCCUACACGGACCUUGGCCAUGAUUUCACCACUCUGCCAUUCUAUAGCCCCACUCUGCUUGGUUAUGGUGCGCCUUCCCUUUCUGACUGCCCAUCAGUACGGCAGUCGCUAAGCCCUACUCUAUUCUGGCCACCUCACAGUCACGUUUCUUCAUUUGCGUUGCAUCAACAACAGACACGCCUUCAGCAAAACCAUCCGGCCAAUGGGAGUUGGGCAGAACUUACGCCACAUGAUCACGCUGAAGAGGAAAACAGCAAACCUCUGGUGAAGAGGGUAGCAGAUGCUGGAGAAACAUCUGUCUCCUACAGAGGUAAAGCUGACAUGCACUACUGCGCUGUCUGUAGUGAUUACGCCUCUGGGUAUCAUUAUGGAGUCUGGUCAUGUGAGGGCUGCAAAGCUUUCUUCAAGAGGAGUAUCCAAGGACACAAUGACUAUAUCUGCCCUGCAACUAACCAAUGCACCAUCGAUAAGAACCGCCGAAAAAGCUGCCAGGCCUGUCGGCUCAGAAAGUGUUACGAAGUGGGAAUGAUGAAAUGUGGAUUACGGCGAGAUCGUGGCACCUACCAACAAAGAGGAGGGCAGCAGAAGCGACUGGUACGAUUACCUGCCAGGACCAGAGCGAGUGUCCCGAGGCCUCAGGAGGUUAAAAGUGUCCCACGUCCCCUCAGUAGAAACGAGGUUGUUACCAUGACGCUGAGCCCCGAGGAACUAAUAACCCGCAUCAUCGAUGCUGAGCCACCUGAGAUUUACCUCAUGAAGGACAUGAAAAGACCGUUCACUGAGGCCAAUGUCAUGAUGUCACUUACCAACCUUGCCGACAAAGAGCUCGUUCAUAUGAUUAGCUGGGCCAAGAAGAUACCAGGGUUUGUGGAGCUCAGUCUUUUUGACCAGGUGCAUUUGUUGGAGUGCUGCUGGUUGGAGGUUUUAAUGCUGGGGUUAAUGUGGAGGUCUGUUAACCACCCUGGAAAGCUCAUUUUUUCUCCAGAUCUCAGUCUCAGCAGGGAUGAGAGCAGCUGUGUGCAGGGGUUUGUGGAGAUCUUUGAUAUGCUGCUUGCAGCCACAUCCCGAUUACGAGAACUGAAGUUACAGAGAGAGGAGUAUGUGUGUCUGAAAGCCAUGGUCCUCCUUAACUCAAACAUGUGUUUGAGCUCUUCUGAAGCUGGAGAGGAGCUGCAGGGUCGGUCGAAGCUGCCGUGUCUGCUGGAUUCGGUGACAGAUGCUCUGGUGUGGGCCAUCUCGAGGACCGGCUUGUGUUUUCAGCAACGUUCAACACGGCUGGCCCAUCUGCUCAUGCUGCUGUCCCACAUCAGACACGUCAGUAACAAAGGCAUGGAUCAUCUGCACUGCAUGAAGAUGAAGAAGGUAGUUCCUCUAUAUGACCUACUCUUGGAGAUGUUGGAUGCCCAUAUCAUGCAUAGCUCACGGCUAUCUCACUCCAGCUCUCAAAUGGACCCUGCUCCCAAAGACAGCGAAGGUACCCAGGAUACCCAUGCAUGCCCUUCACAGCAUGGAGGGACUUAAGGACCUUAGUUCACCUGGGCUGAAGGACGAUUUAUAGUUUUUGGUGGAUGGAUGACAUAAACACUUAAGAGAGGAUUGAGCACGCACAAGAUGAAAAGCAUCACUGAUAGCUCAAGCUUUUGUUUUUUUCUAAAGGCGCAGCCGAUGAAAAACUCUCAAAGCCAUUUUUGUAAACAGAAAAAUAAGAACCAACCAACCACAAACACAAGGUUUUUAAUUUGAUCAAAAUCAGAUACUUUUACAAAUGUGGCAAAACAGGAACUGCAAGAACUGUAUCCCCUUUCCUCAUAUAGCAAAAUCUUACGUGGUAAUUGUAAAACAAAAAUGAGUGAAUGACUUAUGAACCCAUGAGUUUAACCAGAGCAAGAUGCCAUGAUGGACAAAUGCAAAAUGUCCUUAUCAGCUUACUGCUUUCUUUUGCUGUACCACAUUUUAACAUCAUACUGCUGUUGCUAUAGCAACUGAUGUAGCUACACCAGAUACCGACUAUACUGAACAAAUGGAUUUGGAUUAUAGUGCGCACACCCAUUUCUAAAGAGUGGAGUUCAAGCUAACAAAAUGUGCAACGUCUGAAAUCUAGACGCAAGGCUGAAAACGGAAUUACUUCACUUGUAAUGCCUUAACUUUUUCUGUCAGAAUCAGUAAAAGACAUCACUUAAGCAAACCAGAUAAGCUGAAUGUAUGGUUUACGUUAAUUUGUAACCAGUAACAAUGUUUCUUUCCAGCCUUUUUGCUGUGAUCUGCCUUUACUGACUGCUUUCUAUCAUGUAAAGGCCAUUUACAAAACAUUUGUAUAUUUUCUAUCAAUUCUAUCAAUCUAUUGAUACUGUUCAAUAUGGCAAGCUCAUGACUGUUUUACUGUGAAAACAGAAACUUUUUUUUGCACUAUAAUGGUUACAUUUUUAAAAACCUGACUUGAGAAUCAAAGAGCGGUGAAAAUUUUUAUGCAGUGCCUACCAUAAUUAUAGUCCAUACAUUUUGGUUUAAUGUUGUUUACAUAGAAGAGGUUUUAAGAAGAGUGUUAAAAUUAUAGGAAAAUAAUGGCAUUGGCACAUGAAAACAUACAACUCAAGCACAAAAAAGAUGUAUUAUUUACUUUAACAUUUUAAUAAAAACAUUUGUGCAUUUAUUUAAACUUAUGCGAUCUUUGAUUUUUUUUAAUCAAUUGAUAUAAAGCACUGAUAACCAUUUAAAAACAUUUAAGCUAGUAAGAAAAUAUCAUUUGUUAUAUUUUUUAAUCAAUGUUUAUUUUUCAAACAAGAGACAUAAAUGCUUGAUUUGUGACAUUCAUUUUCUGUACAUUUAUGUAUGUGUUGUACCUUGCAGUGCAUAUGUAACUGUUAUAUUAACACUUGUACGCUUAUGAUAUGCAGAGGUGAAUUAAAAUUUCUUGUGUAUAUGACAUUUACUUU